AUGUUAUUAAUAUUAUGUUUAAUAUUUUUAAUUGAAAUCGAUGCAAAACGCCAUCGUUGUGUAAAUAGUGGUGUACUGUUUUCGGAUAAAGUUAUGCGUGCACCAAUUGUUGUUUAUGGUCAACCAAUAGCAAAAAGAAUUCAUCUUGAUACAAAUACUGAAUUACUUUUUAAUAUUACAUUUCGUGUUGAUUGUAUUUUUAAAGGAGAAGAUAUCGAAAAUCAAAUUGAAAUAACUGAAGCAGGUAUUAAAAUGGGUCAUACAGCUUGUCAAUGGCUUGAACCAGGAGAACAUUUUAUUGUUUUUCUUGAAAAAUGGGGAACAAAUAUAAAUAGUUAUCGGCCACUUGAUUUUCAAGAAGUUAUUGUUGAUAAUAUGACAUAUGAAUUAUUAGAAAAAACAUGUCAUUUAACACGCAUUGCACCAUUAUAUUCAACAAUCAAUAACUGCCCUAAUGUAUCAAUAAGUGAAUAUUGUCCUCAUGAUGACAUUGACGUAAGUCUAACAUCAAGUGAAGAAUAUUCAAAUAAUAUAAAUUUCAAUGUAAAAUCAUCUUAUUAUGAUGAUGGUAAUAAAUUUUAUCGUCAAUCAAAUGUAACAAUAAUAAAAGAUGCAUCGAUAAUAACACAAAUUGAAAAUAAUUCAAAGAAUUAUGCCUAUUCAUUAACAAAAAAUUGGAUUUCAAUGAUAAUUAUUAUUAUUGUUAUGAUGAUUAUGAUUAUCUAG
This is a messenger RNA of Rotaria sp. Silwood2, 726 nucleotides long. The record is from the annotation of a GenBank genome assembly. NCBI's taxonomy places the organism in Eukaryota, Metazoa, Rotifera, Eurotatoria, Philodinida, Philodinidae.